This is a messenger RNA of Fusarium coffeatum, 498 nucleotides long. RefSeq lists its product as uncharacterized. Lineage: Eukaryota; Fungi; Ascomycota; Sordariomycetes; Hypocreales; Nectriaceae. The record is from RefSeq and is a predicted model, not a curated record. The transcript has 4 exons. Bases 1 to 498 code for a protein of 165 amino acids.
AUGGUGCCGCCCGCUUUUCCACUUCAUCCUGAAAAGGAUAUCGACUUUGAAGAUGCCACGUACCGAGGCGAGUUGAAAAACCACUUGUAUGAAUUUGCCGACUACCUGAUCGACAACUUCUUUCUCCCGCUCAAAGCAUUAACCAAAAAGACACCACAACCUACGCCAGCAUCUCACUCAGCUGUCAUGAAACCCCAACGCCAGGAUCGUGUCUUUUCUGAUACGCCAGAGCGCCUAGCCACUCUCAGGGGUGCCUGCCUCAUACGCGACUGGCAUCGUGGUGUUAUUUCACGCAAGUUCGACAGGGCUGAAGCUCUGAAGCGCUUCCAGCAACAUGGUGACAAUAAGGCUGUUGACCAAGACGACGUUCCUUUGGCUGAGCCAGGGCAGAUGUUCGACUAUCUGGAGGUCGCACACAUUCUUUCACACUCCCUCACUCAGCUAAACUCUUCAAAAGAGCUGAACUCUUCAAAAGUAGCGGGCACUGGCGAUACUUAA